AUAGUUUAUUCCCGGUUUAUCCGGUCUUUGCCAUUAAAUUGCCUCAUUGAGUUCGCAAGAAAUGCCAAUUCCAAUUAAUGUUUAACCAAAAACUCCGGGUUAAUUUCACGCUCCUGUCAACUUUCACGUCUAGGAUGCUUCUAUGACACGAUUAUUAAUCGAAUCACAUGGUGUAGCUAGCUUCGUUUCUCUUCCCUGUUCGAAAUUUAUUGGCUUUCUUUAUCAAUUUACCAUCCUGAAAUUUAAUGAAAUUUCCUCUCCAGGGGUUAAGUCAGACAUUAUAAAGCAAUAAGUUGUGGUCCCGUAAACAAAUAAUGAAUAAGGAAACUUCCCGGUGCUCAGAAAUUGCUAUGGGUAUUGAAAUUGUAUAUAAGAGUGACAUCUUAUUUUACGAUGAAAACGCAUCUUAAAUAGAUUAGGAUGGUAAAUAAUUCAGGCCACCGUCCAUUUGCUAAUUAGUGGCUUUUCAUUUUUUCUUUUCUUCCCAUUAUUUUUAUGAUUAGACUUAUCGGAUUAACAAAGAAAGGGAAGGAAUUUCGAAGUUGUAUUGAUAUCUUUUAAGUCGUGUAACUCCAUCUGAUCUUAUUUUGUAAGAAUUCAAUUUUUGUAAUUGAUAAUCAUAUUUGACCUUUUAGCGUAUUUUACUUUUCUAAUUUUUCUUGACAAAACGGUUUGAAAGGAAAGCUUCAGAAAACUGUCCAUUAAUUUGCUAACAAGCCAAAUUGUACAAACAAAUCAAACAAAUGUAAAUGAAACCUGCUUGUACUUAAAAACGGAACAUUUUUUCAAUUAGGUUUUUCUGAAAACUCUCUACAAAGAAAAUUUUCAAUAAACUUCAAGUAAAAAAUUAGUUUUCUUGUUAAGAGAAUAUUAAUUUAGCCUAGUUCGUGAAAGAUACUCGAGAUUUUGCAUCAAGUUAGACCAUUUUUUUGUUUUUUAAAGACUUCGGGCUUGGUCUUUUUUUUCGUUCAUACAGCAAGAAUUUGAAUAAACUUAAUUGUAGUUUCUAUGGGUUCAUCAUAGACUCAUUCGAUUAUAAAAUCUUUUCCAAUACAAGAACCCUUGAGUUGCUUAAAACCGCGGGUUGACCAUACUACAAAGAAAUUCUUCUAUCUUGAAAUAAGAUACCAUUAUUACCCAGCGCAAUUUUAUUUAACUAUCCACAAUGCAUUCCGUCGCUCAUCAUUGUUUAUCAGAUUUUGUCUACAACCCUCUGGCAAUAAUAGUCCUAGAUAUCUUUUACUGGUCUAAUAAAAAAUAACUCAAAUUACCACCGUUUACUUAUAGCAACCCUAUUCUCCUAAUUCCUGCUCUUCUAAAGCAGAAUUCAUGGGUUGCAGUUACUUCUAAGUUAUACACAAUACAGCCUGAAGACAAUCGAAAUUGGUAAAAAAUGGUAUUUAAAUCCCCUCUUCUUUUUCUGAUCAUCGGAACUAAAAUAUUCUGUUUCCUUUCUUAACAUUUUCUUCAUUUUCCUUGGAAUGUUAUUCAGAGAUGGUACGUUUCUCGUCUACUGUAAAAGCAGAUCAGAGCUUAUUUGAAGAAAUAUUUUCAUUUUUUCUUCACAGUUCAUUUGCAUUUUUAUAUUUUAUUCAUCCAUUAUGGUUUUUUCCUAUGUUUCUAGCACCCGUUUUGUAAUGUCAUCUUAGUACAUCAGAUAGAAUAUCCAUCACCAAAUUACCCGGCCUUAAAAUAUCUUCGAGCACAAUGCAAAGAAUGUUUUCUUCAUCUUCGAAUCAAGGGGAUGUUUUCUCUGAUUGAAGAAUACUUGAAGCAAAAUAAUUGACAAAGAGCGAAAAUUGAACUGAAUUCCAUCCAAAUACAGAGCAGAAGCCAACUACUUUGAAUCGAAACGACUGGGCAUCGAUUGUCACCAAGAUCGAAUUUCAUCAACAUCAUUUUCUCAACUGGAAGCUCUAGAAAAGUGCCAUCCAAUCAUCAUGUCAGCUUUAUGGAAAGUUCAUAUAUUCUUAUUAAUGGCGUCAGUAUUACAUAAAUUCCCGACUGUGGUAUGCAAAGAGAACACAGACAGCGUGCAGGAGCGGAUUCUGUCUCGCCUUUUGGAGGAUUACGAGAAGAGACUUCGGCCCCUGUCGGGUAUUUCGCCCUUAUUAGUCAAUGCGACUAUGUACGUGGUCUCUAUUGGUCCUGUUUCUGAAGUGGAUAUGACUUUCAAACUGAGCCUCUACUUCAGACAAUUUUGGAGCGACAAGCGACUGGACUUCUCGAAUGAGACUGUGGCCAAACUUGUGCUGUCCCAGGACGUGGUGGACUCUCUCUGGAUCCCCGACUCCUUCUUCCAGACCGAGACUGAGUCAUACGUGCACGACGUCACCAAAAAGAACAUCUUCUUCAGGUUGGAGAAGAAUGGCCACAUCCUGAUGAGUAUGAGGGUCACAGUCACUUCCAGGUGUCCAAUGGACUUGGCCUACUUCCCCAUGGAUGUGCAGAAGUGUGUGCUCCGAAUCGCCAGCUGGGGCUACACGGCUGAUGAUAUCCAGUACUUCUGGGUACAGAAUCCAGACGAGACCCCCAUCCAGAUAUCAGAUGACAUCACACUCGCUAACUUCCAGGUGAUGAACCUGACUUAUCGGGACUUCAACCGGACUCUGACUACUGGCAACUGGUCCACUCUGGAGGCCAGCUUCGUCUUCGGCAGGAACACGCUCUACUUCAUCAUCCAGAUGUACAUCCCCUCCACCCUCAUAGUCAUGGUCUCCUGGGUGUCAUUUUGGGUAGCCAGGACUGCCAUUCCUGCCAGAGCUGCUCUGGGAAUCACGACUGUACUAACCCUGCUCACUCUCAUCUCCUCGACGAAUGCGAACAUGCCCAAGAUAUCGUACAUGAAGGCGAUAGACGUCUACCUGGCCGGCUGCUUCCUCUUCGUGUUUGCCUCCCUGAUUGAGUUUGCAGUGGUGUGCUACAUGGACCAGCAGAUCCCUGUGAAGAAGGAGAGUCAGAAGAUCAAGAGACAGAUUGACAAGAGCAGGAGCUACGAGAUCCAGGAGCUGCUUCACAGUGACAUCGUACUCAUCAGGAAACACGGAGCCCCAUCUGGUCAGCGAGUGUCCAGCGUCAACGACAUCGAAGUGGACCCGAGACACUACUACAUGCAGAACAACUGCAUCUACCCCGAGGAACACUUCGUACCCGGAUCGAAUCCCACUGAAAACCACCACGGAGUUGGAGUCGAGUCCUUCUGCGCUGGCUGCACGGGAGGUGUCAGUGGUCACGGACACAAUCCGGACCCGCAAAGUCGCGUCUCCUUGAUGGGUCACAUCCGAGGAAAAAUAGCUGGAAAUGGGUGCAAUUUCCAAAUGGAAGAUGUUGGAGCGAUCGACAGUUUUUCGCGCUGGUUCUUCCCUCUGGCGUUUUUCACACUCAUGUUUGGAUAUUGGGCUUUCUACUUGUCCCGCGAUUACCAAAUGUAGUUUGGAUUAUUAAAACUUGUAACUUCGUUUAGAAUAAAUAUUUCAAAAACUCAAAUUCAAAUUCUCCCCUAGUAGACGUUUAUUUAUAUGUUGUCUUGGUUAAACUGUUCAAUUAGAUAUAAAUAGAUAGUUUUGCAGUUUAUAGAUGCUUUGAAUUAUAUAUACCUUGUUGCUUCUAGUUCAAAAAUGGAACAUAAAAUAAUACGUGCAGUUUCAUUUGAAAAUGAGAUGCUCUC
Messenger RNA from Symsagittifera roscoffensis, 3667 nucleotides. Its product is annotated as gamma-aminobutyric acid receptor subunit beta-like. Gene Ontology annotation, molecular function: extracellular ligand-gated monoatomic ion channel activity; neurotransmitter receptor activity; GABA-A receptor activity. NCBI's taxonomy places the organism in Eukaryota, Metazoa, Xenacoelomorpha, Acoela, Convolutidae. The coding region runs from base 1941 to 3431 and encodes 496 amino acids. The record is from RefSeq and is a predicted model, not a curated record. Gene Ontology annotation, biological process: chemical synaptic transmission; nervous system process; chloride transmembrane transport. Gene Ontology annotation, cellular component: plasma membrane; GABA-A receptor complex; neuron projection. The transcript is spliced from 9 exons.